Messenger RNA from Pyrus x bretschneideri (Chinese white pear), 1693 nucleotides. Its product is annotated as alkylbase DNA glycosidase-like protein mag2. Lineage: Eukaryota; Viridiplantae; Streptophyta; Magnoliopsida; Rosales; Rosaceae. The transcript has 2 exons. The record is from RefSeq and is a predicted model, not a curated record. Gene Ontology annotation, biological process: base-excision repair; base-excision repair, AP site formation; DNA alkylation repair. Gene Ontology annotation, molecular function: DNA-3-methyladenine glycosylase activity; DNA-7-methylguanine glycosylase activity; alkylated DNA binding. Gene Ontology annotation, cellular component: nucleus; protein-DNA complex. Bases 197 to 1405 code for a protein of 402 amino acids.
AACUCGUUAGUCAAUUCUUAAACUGCACUCCCUUCUCUCUCUCUCUCUCUCUCUCUCUCUACACAAACACUCCCAAUUUUCCGAUGUCUUCAAUUCAAUCCUCCUCCUAAACCACCGCGCACUCCUCCACCGCGACCGCCGCAAGUAUAAUCAGUCAACCCACCCACCCAUUCAUUUUGAAACACACUCACAACAUAUGGGCGAGCAAACCCAGGGCCAAACCCAAACCCAAGCCCAGCCCCAGACUCCGACUCAAGCUCCGACACCGACUAAGCCGCCGCCGCACCAUGACUCCAUCGACGAUACCACAAUCGCCCAAGUCGGCCCCACGCCCACCGAGCUGAGCAAUGCUCCGUCCAAGACCUCCUCCCCACCUUCUAAAAUCCCCUUCCGCCCCCGAAAGAUCCGGAAGCUCUCGCCCGACAGCGCCGACCCCGCUUCCUCCCUUCAAAUCGUCGUCGUACCGGAAGCCCCCAAACCUGUCGCCGCCACCAAGGCUUCCAAGAUCAAGACCGUUCCGCAGCGCACCGUUUCGGCGCCCAAAAUUGUAGCGCGGCCGCUCUCCUGCGAGGGAGAGAUCGAGACGGCGAUUCGCUAUCUCCGAAACGCCGAUCCGCUCCUGGCUCCGUUGAUCGACCUCCACCCGCGGCCGACCUUCGAUAACUUCCACACCCCCUUCCUUGCCCUAACCCGCAGCAUUCUCUACCAGCAACUCGCGUACAAGGCCGGCACGUCGAUCUACACGCGCUUUAUCGGGCUGUGCGGCGGCGAGGCCUGCGUCGUACCCGAAACCGUGCUCGCCCAGACGCCGCAGCAGCUCCGGCAAAUCGGAAUUUCGGGCCGGAAAGCGAGUUACCUCCACGACUUGGCGCGGAAGUACCAGAACGGCAUUCUAUCGGACUCGGCGAUUGUAAAUAUGGACGACAAGUCGUUGUUCACAAUGCUGACGAUGGUCAACGGGAUCGGGUCUUGGUCUGUGCACAUGUUCAUGAUUAACUCGCUGCACAGGCCCGACGUGCUUCCGAUCAACGACCUCGGAAUCCGGAAAGGUGUUCAGCUUCUGUACAAUCUUGAGGAGCUGCCUCGGCCGUCGCAGAUGGAGCAUCUGUGCGAAAAGUGGCGGCCUUACCGGUCAGUAGCGACGAUGUAUAUGUGGAGAUUUUCUGAAUCAAAUGGGGCUCCUUCGAGUGCGGCCGGUGCGAGUCUGCGACCACAGCAGCUUCAGCAGCAGGAGCCACAACAGCAGCAGCAGCACUCGCAGCAUCCCCAGCAACAGCAGCUUAUGGAUUCCUUCAGCAGUCUUAUUAAUAUUGGGAAUGGGGCAUGCAUUCACGGUGAACUAUCCUUUUCCAUGCCAUGUGAUGCAGGGCCUGUACCUGGGGACCUUGAUCGGGAGUGGAAUUGAGCUGUUUGUCGGUCCAUCCGCCAUCUUUUUUUUAAACUCAGCUUGGGCAGUGCAAGAAUAUAGUUCGCCUGUGGAAAUUUUGCUGCCGAAAGCUCUGUGACAUUCAAGCCCUUCCAAGGAUCAGAGUGUGUUGAACCCUAUUCAGUAAUUAUGUUUUGGGAUUGAAUAAAUACUCUGUCUGUGCUCUGUUUUAUCGUCUUCAAUUUAGAAAACAUCGAUUCUAAGUGGGCGACGGGACUUCUUGUAGGAUUUGAUAGAAUGCAAUGCAUCAAUGCCUUUACGCCUGCA